Molecule: messenger RNA, 2444 nt
Organism: Cucurbita moschata (crookneck pumpkin)
Lineage: Eukaryota; Viridiplantae; Streptophyta; Magnoliopsida; Cucurbitales; Cucurbitaceae
Product: DEAD-box ATP-dependent RNA helicase 14-like
Exons: 9
Coding region: 172-2250 (692 amino acids)
Cellular component (GO): ribonucleoprotein complex; cytoplasm; nucleus
Molecular function (GO): protein binding; RNA helicase activity; RNA binding
Source: RefSeq, a predicted model, not a curated record
UUCCCCAAUUUUGGUUCUCCCGUCUCUCUACGCUUCUGUGUCAUUGGAAGCGUGGUAGAGAGAGAGAGAUAGAGCGACAACGCAUCGCUAUCUCUUCGUUAUUUAGAUUCGUUUUCAUCCACCCGGCCUCAUAUUUCUUAGUCUUUGAGUUAUAUUUUCCGUUUCCUUGUUAUGGCGGCCACUGCAACUGCUGUCUCUGUUGAACCACGAUAUGCACCCGAGGAUCCAACCCUCCCCAAACCAUGGAAAGGUUUAGUUGAUGGGAAGACUGGGUAUCUUUACUUUUGGAAUCCAGAAACUAAUGCCACCCAAUACGAGAGACCUGUGCCUGCUGCUCCCCUGAAUUCAUCAAUAGGGUCUAUUAGUUCUUCGGUUCAAAUUCAAAAGCAAGCCCCAGGCCACUCUUAUUAUAACAAUUUCAAUGAAAACAAUGAUAAGUACGGAAGAAGUGUCCAUGAGGCACCGAAACACGAGGUAGCAAGGAGUGAGACAUUUCAUUCAAAAGGUACCUCAAAUGGAACACCUAGUACUGGGCAUGGAGGAACACAGUUGAAAGUGCAUAGACCAUCAGAUGCAGGAAGUGGUUUAUCUGCUGAGGCUUAUCGUCAACGACAUGAAAUAACUUUUUCGGGAGACAAUGUGCCACUGCCAUUUACAUCAUUUGAAGCCACUGGUUUCCCACCUGAGAUUCUUAGGGAGGUACAUAAUGCAGGGUUCUCUGCUCCAACUCCAAUUCAAGCGCAGUCAUGGCCAAUUGCUCUUCAAAGUAGGGAUAUUGUAGCUAUUGCUAAAACUGGCUCAGGGAAAACUCUUGGGUACUUAAUACCAGGUUUUAUUCAUCUCAAGCGCAUUCGAAAUGAUCCUAAGCUAGGUCCCACUGUUUUGGUGUUGUCGCCAACAAGGGAGCUGGCAACACAGAUUCAAGAUGAAGCUGUGAAAUUUGCGAGGUCAUCCAAAAUCUCAUGUGCGUGUAUAUAUGGAGGAGCACCAAAGGGUCCACAAUUGAGGGAUAUUGACCGUGGAGUAGAUAUUGUCGUUGCAACUCCUGGUCGUUUGAAUGAUAUUCUUGAGAUGAGGAGAAUCAGUCUCCAUCAGGUUUCUUAUCUUGUACUAGACGAGGCUGACCGAAUGCUGGAUAUGGGAUUCGAACCCCAGAUAAGAAAGAUCGUAAAGGAGGUUCCUGCUCGCCGGCAGACCCUAAUGUACACAGCUACUUGGCCAAAAGAAGUCCGAAAAAUUGCGUCAGACUUACUCGUUAAUCCUAUUCAAGUCAAUAUCGGUAAUGUCGAUGAGCUUGUUGCCAACAAGGCAAUCACUCAGCAUAUUGAAGCAUUAGCGCCUUUGGAGAAGCAUAGACGAUUGGAGCAGAUAUUGAGAUCUCAAGAACCAGGAUCUAAAAUAAUAGUUUUCUGUUCUACAAAAAAAAUGUGUGAUCAACUUGCUCGCAACCUUACUCGCCAGUUCGGAGCUGCUGCAAUCCAUGGAGACAAAUCCCAAGGCGAGAGAGAUCACGUUCUCGGUCAAUUUCGCACUGGGAGGACUCCCAUACUCGUUGCUACUGAUGUUGCAGCUCGUGGAUUGGAUAUUAAAGAUAUCAGGGUUGUUAUCAACUAUGACUUCCCGACCGGAGUGGAGGAUUAUGUCCAUAGGAUUGGUCGAACCGGAAGAGCAGGUGCUACUGGUAUUGCUUACACGUUCUUUGGCGAGCAGGACGCUAAGUAUGCUUCAGAUCUGAUUAAAAUUUUGGAGGGAGCUAACCAGCAAGUCCCAUCGCAGCUUCGAGAUAUGGCUUCUCGAAGUUAUGGAAUGGCCAAGUUUAGGCGUUGGGGUUCUGGCUCUGACGGGGGUCGUGGUGGGCGCAAUUUUUCGAGUUCUGGUGGGCGGGGUGGGCGUGGUUCGUCUUUCUUUUCUUCUGCCAAGCCCGAACGAGGUGGUGGUGGCUUUGACUCACGUGAGAGGUCUGAUUUUGGAUACAACCGUGCUCGCAGUCGGAGUCCUCCACGAGGUUUUCACAAUCGUAACAUUCCACCUCGGGGAAAUGAAAAUGGUAGUAAGAACGGUACUGCAAACUGGAGCCGAAGUCGAAGCCGAAGCCGAAGUCCUAACCGUUUCAACCGGGCUCCUGCAGUACGUGAACGUGAACGUGAACGUGAACGGUCUCCAGUGAAGGUGAACGGUGGAGGAUACGAAAAGAGUACUCGGCCAUAUCCUCGAGAAGAAGACGAGGAGGGCAUGAUCCGACAAGAUUGAGUAAGGGCAGGAGUUGUGUUAGUGUGCCUGAAUCCUCUGAUAUUUGAUCAAUCAGGCCUUAUUAUUAUUAUUAUUAUUUUAUUAAUCUUUGAGGAGGGUUGGAGGGGAGUUGUUUUGAAUUCAAAUACAAACAUGUUAUGAACUGUAAUCGGACUUAAAUUGUAUAUGUACUCACACUUACAUUUUAAUUCUAA